UAGCCGUGCGACGGGAAUUACGUAGCUAGAAGUGGCCGGCGCUGCGGGACUUUUAAACAGGGGCUGCGUUAAUAAAAUGGUCACAGUGGGCGGUAUGGCUGACACCAUAGAGCGUCUCAGGAGCCUGAUGGAAGGUGACAGUUGUGAUUCUCUGUCAGACUCGCUGCUGGGACUCUGGGACCUGGAGCCUGAGUUUGGGGUUUUUAGGGAGGCCCUGGAGUUGCUCAGACCUCGGCUUUGCAAAGAUACGUGGGAGUCCUACCCCGAGGCCAAGUCCAUCUUCUCAUGGAUGCUGCUUCGGGUAACACGACCCUGGCUCUCUGAGUUCUUCAGCCAAGUUCUGCCUCCCUCCCUCUUGUUCUCAGACGAUUAUAGGGUGGAGAAUAAGGUGCUGGGUGUAACCUGCCUCCAUCACAUCAUCAGGAAUGUGCCAGCCGCAGAACUACGGCAGUAUAACCAGGCGCAGGUUAUAUACCAUGCUCUAAAGAAUCAUCUGUAUACAGCUGACGCUGAGGUUAUUGAGGUUGUCCUGCCCUGUAUGCUUGAUCUUCUUCCUGUUCUGCAAAACCCCCCUCCAGCACUUGGGGAAUACCAGAAAGAAAAGGAGAAUCCUGCCGAUGAAAUUCUGCAGUUGGUCCUCACCCACAUGGAAAUGGAGCACAAGAUUAGAUUGCGCAGGGUGUAUGCCCGCAACCUCCCAGCACUGCAGCAGUGGCUGGGAGUUAGAGUUGCCCGCCAUAUGAAAAGACUGCUGAGUGUGAUAGUUGGUUACCUAGAAGUGUAUGAUGGGCCGGAGGAAACUGCCAGACUCUGCAUCCUGGAGACUUUACAGGGGACCAUCAAAGUUGCUUGGCCCAGAAUGCCUAGCAGGCUGCCACUUCUACUGAAGGCCCUUUUGAAGCUCAUCUCCGAUGUAUCUUGUGAUCCUGGUCAGAACCCGAAAUCUGUGACAGAUGCCCUGCUCCAUGGCACUACGGAGUGCCUCGUACUACUGGACAGAUGCUGCAAUGGGCAGGUUAAGGCGACACUAGAAGGGCUCCCGUCCCUCUGUGAUGAUCCUCUCCUGGUACAGUGUAUGAAGAGAGUGCAAGAGGCCACGUGACCCUGCCACGUCACAGGUUGGAAGCUCUCACAGCCAAAAUCUCCUCCGGGUCUGUAGUCCCGCGCUCAUUUGUUUGUUACCAAGGAAGGAGGAGUUUCAGACUGAAAAUUGCAAGAGUUUUAAGACUUUAAAUGAAAUUAGCAAUUGAAACAGAUUGCCAAUCCCCUGUGGGUACUUCCUAAACUGUUCGAAGGUUAGAGCAAUAUAAGAAAGGGAGUAAAGUGUCAAUGUCACUUUAAAGGGGACCCGUCACCCAAAAAAAACUGUUCAGAAUCCUACUUCUAUCACAUUAGUCAAGUAAAAUUAACUUUAAUUACACUAUAUAAAUUAUUUGAAUCUUGUUUCCAUCAGUCUGGGAAUUCAUAAUUAUAGCAAGCAGGCAGGUGCCAUUUUGUGGACACUGUUAUUAAGGCAAGUCUUGUAUCAUCUCAGAAUCUUGUUUGUGCACCAGAAUGGGGGGGCCUGAUAUAUAUCGCCAUGCCCUGCUUACACAAUUAAACCGUGAAGAUAACAGGGGAAUGUGGGGAGAGUAGUGACAUCUAGGAAGUGCUGAAUGGAAAGUGAAAGUAAUGGUCUGCCUAAGGCAUAGAGGAGGGGCAGACAAUAUUUGAUUGACAGCUGAGGUUUUUAAAUGAGCUUACAACAGCUAUGAAUGCUUUAAUAAAAAUAGAAAUUGGAUUUCAUGUUUAAUUUGAAAAGGACUUUUAUUAUACAGAUUUUUGUGUCUGGGUGACAGGUCCACUUUAAGUUAAAACUUUCCACCCAACUGCCAAUCCCCCCCAAGACUCAGGCCAGUAAUAAUGAAUGUUGUGUGAAACUGAUCCCUUAAGCAAUUCACUCAUGGAUAACACAGUAUGGCAUUAUUUUCAAUGAAGAGGGUGAUGAUGCCGAUAUUUGUACCAUGGAGACCAGUUGGAUCGUUUUCUCUGCCAGAUAAUACUUGGUGCAGCAGCCACUGAGGAAGUGAAAAAGGAGCUGCAGCUGAUUAUACGAACAGUAUGGCUGCUAGUGUGGAAUCCGUUGGUUUAGCCUGUGGCCGAUCAUUUCUGCAAAAACUAAAGUUUUAAGCAAAAGUGAGGCCUCUUAUGUGUGAUGGCUUAGAGUAAUUGUGAAUAAACCUUGUUUUUUAUAA
Molecule: messenger RNA, 2234 nt
Organism: Xenopus laevis (African clawed frog)
Lineage: Eukaryota; Metazoa; Chordata; Amphibia; Anura; Pipidae
Gene: tti2.L
Product: TELO2 interacting protein 2 L homeolog
Exons: 7
Coding region: 77-1102 (341 amino acids)
Cellular component (GO): TTT Hsp90 cochaperone complex; nucleus; cytosol
Source: RefSeq, a predicted model, not a curated record